GCCCCGCCUCGAUUGCCAUGGAGACCGGUAGUAAACAGUUUCCCCCUUCCCCUUUCCCCUGCCCUAAGUCCGGGCCCGCGGCCCCACCAGCGCCUGCCUAGCAGGGACACUGCCACCCCCCGGGGCUGGCCGGCCGCGGGCCCAUGAACAGUAGGGCCCCAGGGAUUCUGGCAGUGGGGAGAGUGAAAUUCUUCCGCCGGCACCGUGGCGAGGUCAACUUCUCUGCCUUCUCCCCGGAUGGCCAGAUGCUGCUCACGGCCUCCGAGGACGGCUGUGUCUACGGCUGGAAAACCCAGAGUGGGCAUCUGCUGUGGAGGCUGGGUGGCCACACAGGCCCCGUGAAGUUCUGCCGCUUCUCCCCCGAUGGCCGCCUCUUCGCCAGCACCUCCGGCGACUGCACCAUCCGCCUGUGGGACGUGGCAGAGGCCAAGUGUCUGCAGAUAUUAAAGGGUCACCAGCGGAGUGUUGAAACAGUCAGCUUCAGUCCCGACUGCAAGCAGCUGGCAUCGGGUGGCUGGGACAAGCGGGUGACGCUCUGGGAGGUGCAGUCUGGCCAGAUGCUGCGCCACUUAGCAGGGCACCGAGACUCCAUCCAGAGCAGUGACUUCGCACCCAACUCAGACUGUCUGGCCACUGGCUCCUGGGACUCCACCAUUCAUAUCUGGGACCUUCGGGCAGGGACCCCAGCAAUCUCCCACCAGGAGCUGAAGGGUCACACUGGCAACAUCAGCUGCCUGUGCUACUCAGCAGCCGGCCUCCUGGCAUCUGGAUCCUGGGACAAGACCAUCCACAUCUGGAAACCCUCUACCAGAAGCCCGCUGGUCCAGCUCAAGGGCCACAUCACCUGGGUGAAGAGCGUAGCUUUCUCCCCGGACGGGCUGCAGCUGGCCAGCGCUGGCUACUCCAAAAUGGUCAAAGUCUGGGACUGCAACACGGGAAAGUGCAUCAAGACCCUGAAGGGAGCCCUGGAUGUGGCCCACACCUGUGCCUUCACCCCAGACGGGAAACUCUUAGUGUCUGGAGCUGCUGACUAGACCAGACACCAGCCCCGCCACGUGACCCAAUCACCCAGAGCCUACUACUGUAUCCUCGAGGCCAGCACCGUCAUGCCCCGCACCAGAUUCAAACAGCUACAGGCAGGCCCGCCAAAAUCCACCAGACAGCGGGGCCACAUCAGCCCACCUCCCCAGCAUGGUUAUCUGAAACAAGUGAAACACAAAGCAACGUGA
Phyllostomus discolor (pale spear-nosed bat) is the source of this 1229-nucleotide messenger RNA. RefSeq names its product WD repeat domain 38 (gene WDR38). NCBI's taxonomy places the organism in Eukaryota, Metazoa, Chordata, Mammalia, Chiroptera, Phyllostomidae. The record is from RefSeq and is a predicted model, not a curated record. Gene Ontology annotation, molecular function: protein binding. The transcript is spliced from 10 exons.